Messenger RNA from Dermacentor andersoni, 12206 nucleotides. RefSeq lists its product as uncharacterized. Gene Ontology annotation, molecular function: protein binding. The record is from RefSeq and is a predicted model, not a curated record. NCBI's taxonomy places the organism in Eukaryota, Metazoa, Arthropoda, Arachnida, Ixodida, Ixodidae.
CAGCGGGCGUACGCGCCGAUCACCCGCUGAAGUGAAGAGCGUCGCAGCGAAUCGUUUAUCAACGCGGGGAGAGUAGGCAGAAAGAAGCCUUCCCGCGCUCUGCGGUGCUUCCAUCGCUCGGCGGCUGCUACUACUUCUACGGUCGACGGGCGACCGGACCGAGCUCUCGUCGCGGUUGUAGAGGCGUCCGUCUCGUGCUCAACGCUAGUGGAAAGCAGUGACGGCCAGGCAGCGGCAGGCACACUUGACGGACAAGUUCGUCCCUGCGUGCCCUUCUCGAAAAACGUGCGAUCGCAUUUUAGCGUGUGCUGGCGGUAGUCGAAGCGGCGCGUCGUUUUAACGGUACCCGCCGCCGUCGCGUGUGUGUUGUGUGGUGUGAUCCGCUGGUGGUUCCGUUGUGUGCGCGUGCGUGCAUGUGUGUGUGUCGUUAAGGAAUCACUGCUGCUGCUGCGGCGGCGAAGGCCGCGGCCGCGGCACGUUGCGUUUUUUUUUUUACGAUCCCCUGGAUGACCGUGCUCCCACUUUCGCCGUAAGCUCCGGCGGAACGCCCCAAAGGAAGGAAAGUCGAAAGAUCGCUCGACUCGGCUACUGCGGUGCGCCGGAGACUUCGACAUCUACGACGACGACGACGGACGAACGGGCGAUCUUCUGACCGUCGGUUACCACGGGUGUCGAUUGUGCUCGCGGCCUUUCUCCGUUUCGGGCGUGUUGACAAAACGCCAGAUACACACGGCAGUGCUGCUGCUUGCGGCUACGCAAGUGGAUCACCUACCACGAUAGUACCUACUACGACUCGACGGUCGUUGUUGCUACAGCUGACGGCAAAGUGAGCGCGCGCGCGCGCAGGUGUGCGAACGUGGUGGUGUUUUCUGUGUUUAUUUGAAUAGCGCCAUGCACCACCGCCCGCAGUAUCGUGUUGUUCGGCGGCGGUGAAAGACAGAGAGAGAAAAAAAGAGUCCGUUUGGGUGUUCUGUGUCGGCGUGUCGGGUUGUCCUGGUCCGUCGCGUCGGAUCGGCAUGAGCGUGUUCUUCACGAGCAUGGAGGACGUUUCGAUGGAGCCCCGAUCGCUCUCCGCCGGUUGCGAGAAGUCCGCCUCGGCGCCGACCACUCCGACCGAAACUACGAGAUUGCAAGCGCACGGAGUCGCGCUCUCGUCGGCGCUCAAGCGCCGAAGCAAGGGACACCGGGUCAACUUCCCGACGGACGACUGCAUCGUCACCGGCUACGUCGAGCCGCCGAACCCGUGGAGUAACGCAGCUCCCGUUUCCAAGUCCGAGGACCUACUGGAGGUGUACCAGGUCUCCUGUCAGAAACAUGGCGUGGAGCCGCUUUCCAGGCUAGUGCAGCAACUACAGGCAAUAGGCAUUGUGGGCGACCGGACACAGGACCUGAAUUUAAAAGGAGAGAAGCUUGACGCAAGGCAAUGCGAAGCCAUGGAGGACAUCUUCAAGGCCAUGCAGUUUGACUCCAUCAGCUUGGAGGCAUGUCACUUAGAUGACGAGGGAGCUGCUACCGUGUUCGACAUGAUCGAGUACUACGAGUCAGCGCGGAAGCUCAACAUCUCGCACAACCGCAACAUCGACUCCCGGGGCUGGCAAGCCUGCUCAAGAAUGCUCAAGAAGACUCCCUGCUUGCAGCACCUGGAUGCCAGAGGCACAGCGCUGAGUGAGCAGACCCUGCUCGUCCUCGGACGGGCGCUGAGGCUUGGCUCGCACCUCAACUCCUUGCAUCUCGAGAACUGUUCCCUGACGGGCCGUUCACUCGUCAUUUUAGUGGCAGCACUGAAGCUGAACCCAGCACUGAAGGAGCUCUACCUUGGGGACAACGGGAUGACGUGUGCAGACGGCUUACAGCUGGCGAACCUGCUGCGGGCCAACACACGCCUCGAGUACCUCGACUUGCGCGGGAACGGUCUGCAAGACAUUGGUGUGUCGCAUCUCUCGGACGGGAUAGCGCAGCAGCCCUACAGCGCCGACAAGGGGCUCAAGACUCUGGUGCUCUGGAGCAACGGCAUCUCACCAGCGGGCAUGAGGCACAUCUCCAGGGCCCUGGUUGCCACAAAGUCCCUGAUUACUCUCAAUUUGGGUCACAACGCCAUCGGGGACGACGGCUUGCUUGUUCUGCGUGAGGCACUCAUGCGGAACAAGUCACUCUGCAACCUGGGCCUGCAGAACACAAAGAUCACCUGUGAAGGUGCCAUUGCUCUGGCAGAGUUCAUUGCCGACAGCCAGAUCAUCGUGAGGCUGGACCUGCGGGAAAACAACAUCGGAGUUGGCGGCCUCAUGGCGCUCGCUCAGUCACUGAAGCUGAGCAGGAGUGUCACGCGGCUAGACCUGGACCAAGUCAAGUCCGAAAACGACGCCAAGGACAGCGUUCAGGACCAGCGAAGGCUCCUCCUGGAAAUUGGCGAGCAGUGCCGCCGUAACAAGAGGCUCCUCCGACUGGCCUCCGUGUCCAGCGUCUGCAAUGGUAUUUCGGAUCCCAAUGCGCCUAGCCUGCCGGACCUCGCCAACUCCACACUCCUCGCGAACGGCACCAUCAUGGCGACCGAUGCUGUGGCUACUCAGGCACGGCCGCCAUUCAGCACGAGCCUCUCUGUCAACGCCGUUACGGGUGGCAACGCUGCACCGCCUUCAAGCCCGGGGACCAGCCGGUUCCGUGUCUCUCGGGUCUGCCUUGAGACAGAUGCUGAGAACGGACCGGCCGUCUCGGAGAAUCCGAACACCGUGCAGCUCCGCAGUGCCGGCGCCGAUCACGCCGCCGCCUCGGUGAACCUGGAGCGCUCCUACAGCGCCCCGGCUUCCGUACCAUCUCGCUUCACUGUGACGCCCGUCAAUGGGUUCAAACCUGCCAUGGCGGGCACCGUUGGCAUUGCAGUUGAAAAGAAAGACGAGAGUGUGACAUCGGACACCACAGCGGAGUCAAACGAGCACGAUGAUGCUUAUGGGCACAACCACCAGAACAAUGAAGUUGAGGACGAGGACGAGGAUGACGAUGAGGACGACUUUGUUGGGCAUGCAGUGUCGAAGCCCGUCACCAUUUUGACGGCGUCUGGAGCAUGCCGUCGAGGAAGUGCAGACGACUUUGAAGAGGGAGGAGCAGACGACGAGGGAGGGAAGCAAGAUGAAGAAGAGGAAGAGGCCAAGGACUCGCUCUCAGCGCCGCCCUUGCCGAUGCCCGGAAGGACAAGUCCCACCUGGUUCAUGUACCCCUCCGUGUCUACAUCGGCACAGCCGAGAAACGGAAUAGCGGCGCCCCCUUCCUCUGGUGGCGUGGAGCGGAAGCGCAAGAUCAGCUUCCAGCUGCCGGAGGGCACGACAGGCGAGGGAGGCCGACUUCUCAACGGUCGUGCUGACCGGCGUAUGAGCACGCCCGCCAUGCCGGUGUCGAACAGCGCCGCACGCAAGAAGCUCACGGCACUCAAGCUGUGCAAGAGGCUGGAAAGCCUUGACUUGCGGAGCACGGUGCCCCUGUCACCAACCCGGCUUUUGGAAGGCUGGGCCUUUCCAGAGCCAUCAGUGGACUUUAAGUACCCAUCGGAAUGAAUACCUCGCUCGCAACCUCACGAACGGACUGAACUGGGCUCAGCACACCAAAGCUGAGCCUGCGUUCUGAACAGAAGCUGGACUCGCUUGCCAGAGACGAUUGCACAUGCUCUCAAACUACUAAUGUUCCUAAACAUUCAAAGCAAGAUAUUUCAUUUUUUUUUAAGUUAUUGCGCCUUCUCGGACAGCUUCCACACACCCUCCCUUCUUUUCUUGUUUUUUUCUUCUUUUUUUAAUGUUUUUAUCAGCCUCAUGUGAAGUGUGUACUCGUGCAGCUGCUGUUUGUUUUUUAUGUUUUCACCAAGUGUUUUCAUGCGCAUAGUUGUUUCGCUUUACCGUCACAAACGAACACGUCGAGUUUGUGUGUACUGGUCACAUCUGUGGUGGCAACCCGUGGUUCGCAGCUGUUGAGAGAUGACUGUUGUGCAGUUACUGCAGCACACAUCCUGGCGCAAAAGUUGCAGCCAACAAUAGGAGCCCCGUUUAGGUGACAUUAACUGAAGUGACAGAGAAAGGGUUCUCGUGUUUGGAUCACAGCAGGAGUGUUUGGAACAGUGUUACUUCCAGCUGUUUCCGUGCGUGGUUGUGGCCUUGUGGGGCAGUAUCGGUGGCAAGCACAGCCAUCUUUGUCAUUGCCAGUCAUUAUGUUAUGCUGUUGUUGCCAUUGUAACGGGGAGCUCAUACAUUGCAAUUGUUGUGGAGGGCAGCAAAUGCCUAUUUUAUGUUGGUGUUUACCAUCGAAGGAAAGUCGAGGUUAGGCGAUUCAGGAAACAAGAGAAAAGCUGUCACAUCUCAUAUAGUACAUGGCAGAACCUCUUCUUUUUUAUUUGUCUAUAUUCAUGCAUGUGUCGUCCUCAUUUUGUUUGACCCAACACUUCUAGGCAUGCACGUCGUGUCGUUCAUCUGUUAUCUGCUCUUAUGUUUCCGUGUCACAAAGGCUUACCUGUGACAUUGUCAUGCUGUCACUAUAGGCAGCACAUUCUUAUCGGAGGACGUAAGGUCAAACUUUCAUUAUCUUUGUUUCACAUAUGUAGGGAAUGCAGAAGUGCCAUUAGUUUUAUAAGCUACCACUUGAGCUGUUUUACCUAGGCUCACCGAGUUUAAAAAGGAAACUGGGCUAAAAUUUUGCAGCAGCUGAAUUUUUAUCGAAGUGCUCUAGUGGCUUUUUACACAGGUCGAGUGUUUAGAUUUUAAAUCAUCGCAAUCGCAACUUUUCAACUUGAGGUACCUCCUGAAGGACAGGUUGGCAAGAUGCUAUGGGCUGCAUUUGUUAUGACACUGAAAGGAAAGCGACUUCGAACCCGUAUUUUGCAUUUCAAAUAAAGGCAUUAUGUUAGUUGUGAAAGUUUUUAAAAUUUCUUGUUCGUGAAUUAUCGCUAUGACAUACAGUGGAAUUCUUUAUAGUUUGUUGUGCGCUCUUCUGAAUACUUGGCAAUGUACAUUGUAGGGCUGCGAAGUGAUAGAUACAUUUAAAUAAUUUUUAUAACACAAUUUCUUGCUUUGCAUUGCUUCUCUUUUAUCACUAUACAAAUUUAAAUAAUUUAGUAAAAAUAUAAUCAGUGGCUGCCUGUCUUAGAGAAUUAUUUCAUAACUAAUGUAAUAUCAUAAUUAACAUAAUUUAUGUCAUCAGUAAUGUAAUCAAAGUUUGGUCUGAAGUCAAGAAUAGUUUUUAUACUAAAUGUUUCUGAAUGCUGCAUUUUUGUUUUUAUUUUUAUGUUGUGUCCUCAUUAUGUAGUACUAUAUUGACUGUAUAGGCACAAGUCAUGCCCCCGUUGUUGUUUAUGACCACCGACUCAUACCAACAAUACUAAAUGAAAAUCUGGCACUGCAAAUGUUAAUCAAUUAUGGUAAAACCAUGGGCAGUACAUGGGUAUUUCUAGCUCUUGCCAUGGCUUUGUUAUUAAUGCACUUUGGCUUUUCUUUUAUUAUCCUUUGAGGCUCUAUGCUCUUCAGUGCUUUCUUUUUAAAAGCAGUUUGAUUCUUUACUAGUAAUGAAUAAAUCAUUCUGUUGGGCAAUUCGGACCACGCAAAUAGUAAAUCUCAACAUAUUUAAGUCUGCAUGUUGCUAAAUCUAGAGGAUAUUUAAGCAAUUGCACAUGCUAUGAGUACUUAUUUCUGAUGUCCUAAACAGUUCCUUCUUGUUUAUAUUGUUCCGAAAACCAUUGUUCAUGAUUGAAAAUUUAAUGUAAAUUAGGUCACAAGAAAUGUUAUUUCAAGAAGCUCAUUUAAAGACAGGAGGACAAACUUUUAUACGAUCCCACAGACAAGUCAUACCUCGUUAUAAGAAAGUCACAUCUGACAAGAAAAUGCCUUCUUUAUGUCCGAUAUUCGUUAUAAGCAUAUGUUUGGUAAAUGCCGACAUUUGCAAGAAAGAGUUUAGAUUAGUUUUUAUAUCCGAUAAUUCAUUCUAUCCGAAUUCAUUUUGUAGAGGUUUGGCUGUACUACCCAUCAUCCUCAUGCUGGGGUGCUGGUGCUCUGGACACCAUCGAAUCCCACCAUGUCAAAUUGUGUCAUGUUGGCAUUUUGAGCUAAUCAGAGAUGGUUUAGCCAGGGAGCCAGUCAGUGAGGACGAGAUGGUGAAUUUUACUGUGUGGUAGAAUUCGACUGCAGCUUCUAGAAUGGCAUCCUGGCACCGUCUAGCAGCUAUAUUUGCUGUGCAGGCAAAACACUUGUCCCAGGUUUUCCUUUAGCAUUUUUUGUGUAAAAUUUUACGUUUGUAACUGUGUGAAGUUUCAAGGUUGCUGAACGCUUGCGUCUUGGUCACAGCGGGGGGUUUUUGUCAUCGUUGCAUCGCAGCAGUGAAUUAUUGCUUUGUUUCUUUGCUUUCAUGAUCGUUGCAAGAUCAACAUUUUCGUCAUAUUAGGAGCCAUGUCGAGAGUUGUCAAAGUACCAGCUCUGAACACAUUUCAACGCGCCCUUGACUUUGAAGGGUUCCUGGCACUGUAAGGCUCAGUUACCUCAUGUUGAUACCAUUGUCAAAUGGGAUUAUGGGCUUGUGAAAUGACCCUAUGUACGAUGCAGUAAUGUAGCUUCCAGCAGCUGUCAAACACUGCUUUGCAAUUCUACGUGACAUUUGGUCAUCGCUCUUCCAGGUUUGUUUGAAGUGCAUCAUUUCAGUAGUUGAUGUCAUGGCACAAACGCAGUCUGCUCGACCAGCUAUGAUGUGCUAUUUCCUGCACACUUGUUGGCUAUACUGGAAAAAGCAAACACAACAAAAGAAAACUUCGAAGAAAAUUGGACACCUAUUUUCGCAAUCAUUGUUUAACUUCCGCAGUUGCUGAGUGCAUAAUUAGUUUGAGGUGUUUCCAGUAAGUUAUCUUUUAAGCUAGUUGAUAAGAGAUUCAUGUGCACGCCUAACUUUUUUCUAGCAUGGUAUACAAAGUCGAGGGCAUCUGAAAAUCAUAUGAAAUGAUGAAAACAAGGAAACUGACUGGUAGUUCUAGAACAGGUGUGAUUGGAGAUGUCUAGGAGAGUAUUGUGUCUCGCUGUGCACCUAUAAUUAGGCUUAUCAUGAUUAUGACACUAUCGGGUGUACUGACAGGGUCGACGCAUGAAGUGCCAAUGACAUGAACGAGAGGAAUAAGGAAAUGCUUCUUUCAGCGCUUUACCUUACUUGAGAUUAAUAAUCUAAAUAUAUAUUAGUUUGUGGUGAUGAAUGUACUAACAGCUACUGUUGAAGCGUAAAGAAAUGAUAGUGACAGAAGGGAAGAAUAACGAAACAUUUCCUUUUGGCACAUUAUCUGAUCGAUGACUAAAUCGUCUGCCUUACUUAUUAAAGCCAAUCCAGUAAUCAACCUUGUUGAAGGAGCCUUUGAAAGUAAAGAAAGUAAAACUGCUUAAAUACAAUCUGGCUUUCAUAGCGUAAUGUAUCUUUAUCUGCUGAUAUCUAACACUCAACAAGCCAUAAAAGUGAGAUGAAGUGUACGUCCUUACCGUGAGGCAUAAUGCUACAGGUAGUCGUUUGCAUUAACAAUACUCUGCCGUUGUGGAACUGCAACUGUUAACACAAAACGUCCUUCCAUGUUGAAGCAUUUUCACGAAUAUCCAAGAUGCAUUGUUGACACUGAGUGCGUGUAUUACCAAAGCGAUACAGAAAUCCGAAACAUCUUUCUCCAAAAAGCAUUUGCGCAAUGCCGAAAGUGUGGUAGUGCCUCUAAAAGUUGAUAGUGUUAAUAUUUUAGCAUACAUACUAUAUAUCGUGACUUGCUGUGACAUUCCGAGAUUGCAUGCGACAUAGAGAUGCCUUUUAUUUCUCUAGAAAAAAAGAAGAGUGAUAUGUGCCACGUAUCUUUCCGAUUCAGCUGUGCUACUGUAGACAGGUGAAAUGCACAUCUCUUCGAGUGCGAACACAAAUAAGAUGCGAGAAUUGCGAUAAUGCAAUUUAUUUUCUCAUCUGAAUAACAGUGCAUUGCACAUCAAACUUAUGAUCGAGCGUCCUAAUCUGUCCACUAUUUCAACAACCUUCCAUGACUUGCCAUGUUCUAGGUAAAAAAUGAUCCCUUUGGGUAUGUCGUUUGUCUGCAGUAUUACAACCAAGACCGCGAUUUUGUAGCGGUGACUUUUCCCGAUGCUAAUGCCUUUUGCACUUUUCGCAUUGUUUGUGAGCGGUUGACAGAUGCUCCACCCCGGACGGAGCCUCGAACGCAGCCACCCACGAACGCUAGAAGUGCCAAAAGGCGUUAGCAGCUAGAAAAGGCAUCGCUACAAAAUCGCGGCCCAAAACUUCACAAACAGCUUUACUGCUGGCAUUUAUGUGUUUAGGUGAAAGCUUGUCUUCCCGGUAUUUUUCCAUGUUGGAAACGUCGAAAUGUUUAUGUUUAAAGUGUUGAAUGGAGCAUGUGCGAUUUUCGAACACAUUACUCGUGAUAUGCACUGUGUUUAGCCACAGUGUACAUAGUAUCGAACUUUGAUUGUCAUCUCUAUGAAAUAGUCAUGCACCAUGUUUUCCUUUGCAGUGCUCAAGCAAGGCUUUAUUUUUUUAUAGCUCAUGCGCACUGUUUUAAGUGUGUUCUUUGUACGUCCAUGCCAGCUACGUCAUUUCAGCUGUGCUGUGAGCUAUGUUCUGCUGAAUGUUGUUGCUGACAUGAUAGAGCUAAAUGGAAAUUAAGGAAGUUGCAUAGGUUGAAGUCUGCCUCAUUUAACGAAAUUGUAGGGAUUCAACAAUCAUGGCUAGCAUCGUUUUGUGCAUGUACAGUGUUUAUUUUGUUUAUUUCCACACUUUGUGUCAUUUAAUGUUAGCACCAGCUGCGACACGGUUGGACCACUGUGUCUGAUGAGGAAAGCUGGAUGUCGUGCAAAAGUUCAUGUGCUUUCCAUUAAGUAUCUUUGGAAGGUCUUUUGCACUAAGCCAGUAGCAUCGGUGUGCCACGUAUAGUAUGUGUAAAUUUGCCCACUAUUGUUGAAGAACAUCUGUCAAUCACUUUAUUUCGAAACUGUGCCAAAUUGGGAUGUGUGUUCUUGUACACGGGUUCAGAACAGUCAUUAGAAUUCAGGGGAUACGCAUGGGACAGAAACAGUAGUUGAAGAAAUGCAUCCAGUUGAUGGCUGAUAAACAAAAAUUACUUUGCGCCAUUUAACACCCUGGAAAUUCCACUUGAUAAGCGUUCAAAUGUCAACUACACAUGUCUGUCAAAUAGUUGAGGUUUGAUAUAACUGUAUAUACAACCUACAAUACCUUGUCUUGCUUCUUUGAAACAUUUGCAGAUGUGUGCAUAUAUGUAUAUAUAUAUAUAUAUGUGCAGAAAUGCGGGAAGGUGACUAUUUCUUUUUAAGUCUCAGUCUCUCAAGAUCCCUUUUUGUCACCCACAAUGUGUUUCUGACCAAGAAACUAUGUGGCUUAAUCUUGGUGUUAGAGACUUUUUGGCUAAGCAUGUUACUGUUGCUGCAUCACUGGGGCGUAUUUUUUUUUUUUAUAUGGGAACCAACUCUCAGUUUCUCAAGAUCUAUUUUUCUCGCCCAUGAUGUAUUUCUGACCAAGGAACUGGGUGAUUUGAUGUUGGUGCUGGUACUGUUGCUACGUCACUGAAGUUCAUUUAUGAUGGGGACCUACAGGUUCACUGUGGUUAUGAGGGAAAAGCCAGCGAAAUGUUAACACGCAAUAUUUACCGGGCAGAGCUGAACAAGGACGCGACUAUUUUCAAAGCACAAGUUGCACGCUGGUGCUUGUCAUCGUGUGCAGAACGAUCUUCUCCAUCUCCCACACUUCACUAUGGCAGCAAAGGGAGGUAGCUGUGUACGUAGCUCCGAAAAAAAAAAGAGCACAACCGCCGAUUUCAUCAGAUAUUCUAGUGUAGCAUGUACAGACCCCUUCACAGCUGUAUAGAACAUGAGAGCAUUGCGUUUGAGAGUGUGUCGGGCAGGGAAGCUGCCAUUUUUGCCCAGUGCUUUUGCAGCGCCUUGCCCAGUUCUUUCCAUGCCUAUGCCAGUUAUUGCACUUCAGCUCUCCUGUGAACUACGUUUUGCUGAAUGUUGCUGUCAUGAUUGAGCUAAAUGACAAUUAAGAAAGUUGUCCCAUGCAGGGCACCCUUGGCAUUGGCAUAUGCCGUAUUAUGAGAAAAUUAGCCUGGAUUAGUUGGUUUAUUGCUGGCAAGGAAAGAGCACUGGCAAGCAACAUACACACACUGCUCUCGUGUGUGUCGCUCCUGUGUGCAUGUGCUUCCUUCGUUUUUUUUCCUCCCCAACCAUGUCACUGUCUGCAGUGGCCAUCUUUACGUGCACUUCUAAAAAAAAUUGAGUAGUGAAGGCCCGCGCACCCGACAUUGUGAACUAGGGAACAAGUACUCUAACCAGAUGGUCUCCGACAAGCGAUCCUUGUACACUUUGGAGAGCACGUCGCGCCCGUGCUCUAGAUGAACGUAAUCGGAACCACGAGUUUCCUCUAGCUCUUCUACAUUACCAACCAACUUUCUCCUGUUGUUCCACUUUGCUCCUUUUCUUACCUUGUGUCUUGGCAAAGCAGCCUCUAUACUGCAACUGGCAAAGAAAUAAAAAGAAAUUGUUGAUGCCGAAGAGCCCACCUGUAAAUAUCAGCUAACAGAGUCAUGCCUAGGUGUCUCUGUAGGGAAGUGGUAGCUAAUCAGUGUACUGUAACUUUCGUGCACAGCCGGUGUCUCUAGCCCUGUGAUGUUGAUGAUAUAAUAAUGUGCAUGCAUUGUGAUAGAUGUAGCAUUGUGUAUAGGUACACAUAUACAUAACACAAGACAUACUGUGUCUAACUUUAGAGACCUCUCUUUUUUCUGCCAUUGCCACGUAUGUAUAACAUUGAUCUCAUGUGAUUUGCUGUUUGUUGUCCUUCUCUGUCUCCAAUUUUACUCAUGGAGUGCAGGUGCAAAGUGUUUGUCGAGGAGUUGUUGCUUGCUUUGCUUGAAGAUGUUGCAAGUUUGGGGAAACGUAACGCACCGAGUUUGAUGGGAUGUUGAGUAGGGCAGUUGGGACUGUGAUUUAAGGAGUUGACAUUAGACACAGUUUUGCAAAACGACGCAGGAGUUGCAGUCUUAGAUGUGCGUAUCUUAUGAGAAAUUCUGAACGCAUAUGCAUGCCUAAACUGCACAUUUGUAUAAUUUCUUCCUCGUUGGACGUUUGUAGUCGCUACUCCAGCACUUUUCAUUGCAGACAUGUUUCUCAGUUUCCCAUGCAGAGUUUAAUGUUACGUAACCAGUAAAAUUCUUCACUGGCACCAAGCGCUGCAAACAUUAGGGGCAUUUCACGAGCAAGAAAAAUAUAACUGGGAAUUACAUUAAACUUGCUUCUAGCGUGUUUUCAUCAUUGUGUCGAUGCCUCCACUUUGCAUAUUUGCACAAAGACCACGCCGCAAUUUCGCUGAAUGUAUGAAGAGUUGCUAACGAAAUGAGGUGCUUUAUGCGGCAUGCAUUUUGGUCAUGAUAACGCUGUUAUUAGUAUCACACAUUGUUAAGCGGACACGCUAAUGUUGGCUGAUAUGCCAGGCCAAAAGUAAGUCCAAAACAUGUUUCAUGUCAUUGCUGCUUUAAUUGUUAAAUGAAUAUAUCGAGGGUAUAGCAACUGGAAAUGUUUGGCAUCACUGUGUUUGGCAUCUCUCUGCUUGUCAGUUACAGUGCCCUUAAGUUCCAGUAUAGCAGCAUAACGAAAAAGUUUGCAGUGGUUGUUUCUAUACUGAAAUAUUCUGUUUGAUGCAUGCGUUAGGCAGUUGUGUUGUGGGGUCUCAUAAUAGUCGCAUCCUUCCUUUCAUUCUCUUGAGUUCUCCCAAGUGCUUUUUUAGUUUUCAUCUGCUCCGCAUGUUUCGGCAUCACCGAAAGUAUGAGGCUGUGGACCUGUGGUAGACGAGUGAAAUGUACAUAAAGCUUGCAUAUUUGGAGUGAGAUGUUGAAAGAGAACGCAAUUGCCUUUCCAUUUUUUUUUUUCGUGUUGCAUAUAACGAUCCCACAUUACGGUGUAUCAUGUACUCUAUACUCUAAUGCACAUAGUAGUUGUUUUUUUGUCUCCUACUGACGUCAAGUUUGAUGGACUAGAGGAAGAGCCUUUAUUUUGUAUAGCAGAGCCUACUUCCCAGAUGUUCAUGUUUUUGACAGAGUCUGUGUAACUUGUCGUUGAGCAUUACAUCAGUGUUUAAAUGCUGUUGAUGUUGUAUCAGACAACUCUCAAUGUAUAUAACUGUUCAAUAAAUCGAUGUUCAUGUUACAGUGA